Lodderomyces parapsilosis is the source of this 1593-nucleotide messenger RNA. RefSeq names its product Rrp9p (gene RRP9). Gene Ontology annotation, cellular component: small-subunit processome. NCBI's taxonomy places the organism in Eukaryota, Fungi, Ascomycota, Pichiomycetes, Serinales, Debaryomycetaceae. The record is from RefSeq and is a predicted model, not a curated record. The coding region runs from base 1 to 1593 and encodes 530 amino acids. Gene Ontology annotation, molecular function: snoRNA binding; protein binding. The transcript has a single exon.
AUGGCGGGCGAUCCAUUCCUAUCUGAUCCUUCAAAGAAGAGAAAGCGUCUGAACAAAGUUACAAGCACAACAAGGACCAAAAAAUCAAAAUCAACCACUCCACAGCCCUCAACGACAACAUCACAAUAUGAUGAAGAGAUAUCAAGCGCCAGUGACACUGAAAACGAACAGUCUGUAGAAGACCAACGACAAGAGGAGGAACUUUCAUCGGAUGAAGAAUUUGCCACUGAAAGUGCUGCUGAUAAACGAAGGAGAUUAGCCAAGCAAUAUCUUGAAAACUUAAAGAAUGAAGAACUACGCGAUUCUGAGGACUUUGAUGCUCAGGAUCUUGACGACGAGAUCUUGGCAAAAAGGUUACAAGUUGAUGUAGCAGAUGCUAAGGGACAUGUAUAUAAGUUUUGGGGUGACAAAAUUUCACAGCAAUUGGAUGGAGAUGAGAUUAAAUUGACAACGACUCGUAUAGGGUCCAAAAAUGUUACUAGCAUGUGCAUCCAUUUCCCGUACCUAUAUACGGUAUCCAAAGAUGUGGAAAUCAUUAAAUGGAAUAUCAAUCUGGGCAAAAACCCCCAAAGGAUAAAGCAUACUAAAGGUGGGUCCAAAUAUUUCACUUUAAAUACAACACAACCUGGAUUGAAUCAUCAUUGGGAGCAGAUUAAUUGCAUAGCAGCUUCCCCUGAUGGAAAGUAUAUUGUAACCGGAGGCUCAGACUCGCGAUUAAUCAUUUGGUCAAGUGAAAACUUGGCGUGCUUGAAAGUUCUUCCCACCAGAUCAGCUGUGAAUUCGAUCGUGUUUAGAAGAAAUACUGAUCAGUUAUUUGCAGCCUGUGCCGACUUGAGAGUAAGAACAUAUUCGAUCAAUCAAUUUACUCAAUUGGAGACAUUGUAUGGUCAUCAGGAUAAUAUUACCGACAUUGCCAGUUUAGCUAGAGAGACUUGUGUUUCUGUUGGAAGUAGAGAUAAAACAGCCAUGUUUUGGAAAAUACCUGAAGAGUCAAGGUUGACAUUUCGCGGAGGUGAUUCAGUUGAAAAGAAGAGAAAGAAGAAGAGCGACGAAGAUGAAGAAAUUGGCAAUGAUGAACCUUUCCAUAGUGAAGGCUCUAUUGAUGUGGUUUCCAUGAUUGACGAAUCUCAUUUCGUGACUGGAUCUGAUAACGGUAAUAUUGCUCUUUGGUCUCUAGCCAAGAAGAAAGCCCAGAAUACUAAAAGAUUGGCACAUGGAUUGCAGCCACAAUUUCAACCACAACAAGCAAGUGCAGAAUUGGCAACUAAUGUAGCCAGUCGACAAAUACCGGCUCCGCAACCGCACUGGAUCACAGCUAUACAUGCGCCAGCAUAUAGUGACAUAUUCUUUAGUGGCUCGUUUGGUGGUACUAUAAAGAUUUGGAAAUUAGACUCCACAUUGAGAACUUUUACUUUGAUUGGGGAAGUGGAGAACUUGCGUGGUUUUGUUGUGAAAAUAGAUAGUGUUGAAAUCCUCGAUACCAAACAAUUGAAGGUGUUUGUUUUGGUUAGUAAAGAGCAUAAAUUUGGAAGGUGGUUUGGUAAAGUGCCUGGUGGAAGAAAUGCAUUAAUUAGUUUUACAUUUAGUAUAUAA